Molecule: messenger RNA, 351 nt
Organism: Papaver somniferum (opium poppy)
Lineage: Eukaryota; Viridiplantae; Streptophyta; Magnoliopsida; Ranunculales; Papaveraceae
Product: auxin-responsive protein SAUR32-like
Exons: 1
Coding region: 1-351 (116 amino acids)
Biological process (GO): response to auxin
Source: RefSeq, a predicted model, not a curated record
AUGUUUAAGCUUAUGAUUAAAAAGUGUAUCUUGCCAUUAGCGAAAAAGCAAGAUGUUUAUAAGCAUAGCACGUCUGUUGAAAACGAGAAAAUGAAAGCCAUGGAACUGCCAUACGACGUGAAGAAAGGGCAGAUUGCGGUAAUCCCAACUGAAGGAAAUGAAGCCAAUAGGUUCGUAGUUGAACUGGAUUGUCUCAGUAAUAAUCCUGCCUUCUUGAAACUGUUGGAGAAAGCUGAGCAAGAAUUUGGAUUUGGGCAAGGUGGAGUUCUUAGUUUACAUUGUAAGCCAGAUGAGCUCAAGAGAGCUUUAGGUAGUAGUACUAGUAGUAGAAAAAAUAAAAAUUGUUUCUGA